Carassius auratus (goldfish) is the source of this 1890-nucleotide messenger RNA. RefSeq names its product CLN6 transmembrane ER protein b (gene cln6b). Gene Ontology annotation, cellular component: membrane; endoplasmic reticulum. The record is from RefSeq and is a predicted model, not a curated record. NCBI's taxonomy places the organism in Eukaryota, Metazoa, Chordata, Actinopteri, Cypriniformes, Cyprinidae. Gene Ontology annotation, biological process: lysosome organization. The transcript is spliced from 7 exons. The coding region runs from base 475 to 1425 and encodes 316 amino acids.
UCCAGGUUGUUGUUGUUUUUGCAGGCGUUUCAAAGGACACAUAGAGCUGUAUAUUCCACAGAAAUAUGAAAUCCUGAAACAUGUCGUGUGUUUACAAAGGGAGGGGUGUGGAUUAAAGCUUUAUCAACCACAAACACACUGAAGCGCUCACAAAACCUAAUCUUUCAGGACUGACCAGCUUUAAUGAUUCAUUUGUUUUCCUAACUACUAACGUUUUCAUUAAGUUAUGUGUGUUUAGUUUUAUUUGACUUUAUGAAUUAGAAUUUAUUUUUAUAAAUAGUCAGAAGUCAGGGUGUGGACGUGAUGUAUUUUGUUUCGUAUUUUGCAUGAGUGUCCUGCAGCUUUACAAGCGCUGCAUCCAGGACAGGGGCAGAAUGAUUGCUUUCUUGGGGCAUUUUACCCCUGCCGGCUGAGGUCAGAGGUCAUUCACAGGAUCGGCUGCUUCAUGUGCGGCUGAAAGCAGAAAACCCCGUCAUGCGCAAGAGGCAAAACUGUGCCAUGCAUGCUGCCUUCCUGAUCAGACUCGGCUCGAGGGAGACGGACCCGGGUCUGAGGACAGCUCAGUUCCACAUGGACCUCUGGUCUUACUUCACCCUCCAGAACUGGCUGCUGGACUUCAGCCGGCCUUUAGCCGUGCUCUUUUGUCCUUUGGAGUGGUUUCCUUUGAACAAACCCAGUCCCAGUGACUAUUUCCACCUACUGUACAACAUCACAACACCCUUCCUGCUGCUCAAGCUCAUAGAGCGAAGCCCGAAGACGCUGCCUCGCUCUGCGGUCUACCUGUGCAUCAUCACGUUUGUGAUGGGCUCCAGCAUGCACCUGGUGGGAGAGUCCAUCAACCAUCGGCUCCUGCUCAGUGGAUACCAGCUGCACCUGAGCGUCAGAGAAAACCCCAUCAUCAAGAGCCUCACUCCACACACUCUGAUUGACUCGUUUGAGUUGUUGCAGUAUUAUGAUGAAAGUCUGGGUCAUUGCAUGUGGUAUGUUCCUCUGUUUCUCGUCCUGUUCCUGUAUUUCACUGGCUGUUUCACUAUUGUCAAAGCAGAGCAGACGAUGCCCAUCUCCGCUUGGCUUCUGCUGGGUCCUAGUGGCCUUUACUACUGGUAUCUCGUGACAGAAGGACAGUUCUUCAUCCCGUUCAUUUUCACUUUCUUUGCCAUGAUGGCUACAGUCGUGCACCAGAAGCGCAAAGGUUUUCUGCCGGACGGUAACGGACUCUUCCUGCUUUACAGCUUUUCUCUGUCUCUUGUGUUAAUGAGUGUCUGGGUCGCCUGUCUGUGGAACGACAAGGUGUUACGCAGGAAAUAUCCAGGAGUGAUGUAUAUACCAGAGCCGUGGGCCAUUUACACACUGCACCUCAGAGAAAAACAGACUGACCCUUCACUCCACGACACAGUCCAAGACACUCACUGCAGAUCAGUGUGACUUGCACUCUUCAUUUAUAUGCCUCUUGUAAUAAAAUGAGGAAAAGUAACUGUCAUGUUGCACCUUCAGAAAUGGACUUCCUAUGAUUUUCUGCAAAAGAAUUGUGUGUGGUUUGUGUUUAGAUGAGUGAAAAGAGUUUAUUUCCAUCAGCCCAAGGCGUUCAAGUUCUAUUCUAAUCUAGAUUUUUAAGAUGUUAUUUUAUUUUAUUUCAUUUUAAGACAAAACAGCAUUUCUAAAAAGUGUUGUUAAGAUGCAAACAUCUUUCAUUUUUGAUUUGUUGAAGGACUUCUUGAAGAAACAAACAAUGUAUGUUCUACCUCAACGUGUGAAGAUUUUCCCCGUGUAAAAUAAUGACUUUUAUGAAGGUAAAAUUUCAAGUGGUUUAUAAUAUUUUAUUUUUUAUAAAUAUAUAUAUUCUUAUUUAUGAAGUGAUAAAAAGAGAAAUCAAAAAUACCCUCUGUAAAA